Messenger RNA from Oryza brachyantha (malo sina), 1484 nucleotides. RefSeq names its product homeobox protein knotted-1-like 7. Gene Ontology annotation, cellular component: nucleus. The record is from RefSeq and is a predicted model, not a curated record. NCBI's taxonomy places the organism in Eukaryota, Viridiplantae, Streptophyta, Magnoliopsida, Poales, Poaceae. Gene Ontology annotation, molecular function: DNA-binding transcription factor activity, RNA polymerase II-specific; DNA binding. Gene Ontology annotation, biological process: regulation of DNA-templated transcription.
CUCUCCCUUUCUUUUCGUCUCCACUGUUUCCUCCUCCUUUUAAUUAUUCCUCCUCACCUUCGCCUUUGCAAGUUCACUGCAACCCCAACAGAUCACCCCUGCGACUGCGAGUGAUUUGAUCUAACCGAAAGAAAAAUCAGCAGGAUUAGCCCUAGCUAAGUACUUUAGCUGAUUAGCUAGCUAGCCUUCUCUUCUCUUCUCUUCUCCCUUGGUGAGCGAGCUGGUCGGUCGUUGUGCCAAGAAAGCCAUCGCUCGGUUGCAUACGCUAAUGGAGGAGCUUGAAGGCCACCGGGGAGCAGGGCCGUUCCUGCCGUUUUCCAGGGUCUCCGUGCAAGUCUACACCGUCCCUAGCUCGUCCUACACCGCCGCGGUGGCGGUGGGUGCUGCUGCGGCUGCUGCAGGUGGAGGAGCUCGUCAGGUGUUGGCGUCGGGCUGUUGCACCGGCGACGCGGGACGACGGCGAUCGUGGCCACGGCGGCCGCGCGGAGUUCUUGACCCCGUCAAGGCCAGGAUCGUCUCCCACCCACGCUACCCCUACCUCCUCGCCGCCUUCCUCGACUGCCACAAGGUUGGCUGCCCCGCGGAGGCGGCCGAGGAGAUCGCGGCGGCCGCGCGGGCGCGGGAGGCGCGGCAGCGGGCGGCGGCGGCGGGCCACAUGCCGGCGGCGGCGGACCCGGAGCUCGACCAGUUCAUGGAGGAGUACUGCAAGCUGCUCGUGGACUGUAAGGAGGAGCUGAGCCGGCCGCUGCAGGAGGCCGAGGAGUUCAUCAGGACGGUGGAGUCAGAGCUCAACACCAUUAAUUCUGGGCCACCCCUUGCAACUCUCAUCUCAGAAGACAAAACCGGCCUUGGUUCAUCAGACGACGAACAAGAAGACGGCAGUGGCAUGGAGGUGGAGGCCGCUGAAGACGAAGCCGUCGGCGUAGACCCUCGCUCCGACGAUAGGGAGCUGAAGAGGCACCUGCUCAAGAAGUACAGCGGCUACCUGGGCAGCCUGAGGAAGGAGCUGUCCAAGAAGAAGAAGAAAGGCAAGCUUCCCAAGGAGGCCCGGCAGAAGCUCCUCACCUGGUGGGAGCUCCAUUACCGGUGGCCGUACCCGUCGGAGAUGGAGAAGAUCGCCCUCGCCGAGUCGACGGGGCUGGAGCAGAAGCAGAUCAACAACUGGUUCAUCAACCAGCGGAAGCGCCACUGGAAGCCGUCAGAGGAGAUGCAGUUUGCCGUCAUGGAGGCUUACCACCAUUACCACCACUACCAGCAGAAUGCCAACAGCGACGCUGCCGCGGCCACGGCGGCGCUCUACGUCGACGCCCGCCUCAUCGGAGCGGCGGCUCCAGCAGCGGCCGUGUAUGCCCGGCCGGAUCACGGCGUGUGGCAUGCUAGCUGAGGAGGUUUUGGACCUUGCACGAUUCGCCGUUGCACCAUCUGGAACUGGAAUUAAUCUGAACUGUUCUUGCCUAAAUAUAGGUUUGAGUUGAUGAUGCUUC